This is a messenger RNA of Xyrauchen texanus (razorback sucker), 4212 nucleotides long. Its product is annotated as lipopolysaccharide-induced tumor necrosis factor-alpha factor homolog. The transcript is spliced from 5 exons. NCBI's taxonomy places the organism in Eukaryota, Metazoa, Chordata, Actinopteri, Cypriniformes, Catostomidae. The coding region runs from base 155 to 592 and encodes 145 amino acids. Gene Ontology annotation, molecular function: zinc ion binding. The record is from RefSeq and is a predicted model, not a curated record.
AAAGACAUUCAUACAAGAUGAGAGAACAUGUUAAUGCAUUCUAAGGGGAGGAGUAACACAGUGACUAUGAAAAGCUUGGAAACUCUUUACAAACUGGUUCAGUCAAACCAACAGCAACAGCCACAAUAGGUCAGUUUAAACCCAGCCAAAGAGAAUGAGUGCUGAUGGAACCAAAAACCCACCUCCCUAUAUCAUACCAAUAGAGAACAAGGGUGACGUCAAGGUCUACCAUGUGCACACACCGUUCACCCCACAAAGCUCCACCAUCGGUGAAACGCGAAUGGAAUCAGCCAGACCUGUUCAAGCCCCGUCAACUGAUGCCAAGAACAAAUUCAUCGGCUAUGAUUCGUACGAGCUGGGUCGCAAUCCAGGAAUGGCCAGCUGCACUACCUGCCAACAGCAAGUCUUAACCAAUGUCACCUACAAAGUGGGAUAUUACGCUUGGUUGAUGUGCUUGCUUUUCAUCCUGUGCGGGUUUGUUUUGUUCUGCUGUCUGAUUCCAUUCUUUGCCAAGUUUUUCAAAGACGUCUAUCACACAUGCCCGAAAUGCAAUAAGAUCAUCCAUAUUGAAAAGAAGCGAUGUUGUUCGUGAUUCCAACCCUAUUUCACUUUGAGUGAAAGGAGGUCACUCUGGCUGAGGGGGUCACAUUGUUUACCUACUGACCUGUUGGAGCAGCACACUAUAUGAAGGACACUUUCAGACCAUAAUGGAUGUCAUCUAGUAAAAACUUUUGCAACCUUUGUAAUUGAAAACCAUUUAGCUGCGCACCUGAUUUAGUUUCUUUCUUGUAACCCAUUUUACAUUCACAAAAUGAAUAUGAAUACUCAGGGUUUUGAUUGUUUCUAGAUUUUUUUCUAUUUAUUGGUAAAGGCCUCAGGGUUAGGGGUUAAGAGUGGUUAAGGUGUCCAUCCACCUUUGUGACAAUAACAAAAUCAAGAAACUUUGCUUGCACAAGACAGAGUCUUUGAUAAUUACCACAUCCACUGAAAUAAAAUGUCAUGUCCUGAGAUGUCCCAUUAGACAUAUAGGGACUGGUCAUUGAUAAUUCUGCAUAAAGUUUUUUUUUUCGUAAUUGAAAAUGAUGUUGACAAAGUCAAUCAGACAUACAGUUCAUUCAAUUGGAUAUUCAAUCUAAAUGUCAAAAGUCACGUGUAAUUAUCACAACCGGUGUUUUUCAUCUACCGAAAUAUUUUUAUUAUGGUGUAUUUUUGGUUUUGUCAACUGAACAUUCGACAAGGUAUUUAAAAGUACAACCCAUUGCACAGACAGAACUUCUGUCCCUCACACCCUCGUUGUAAUCACCAAAACAUAAUUAUGAUGUCUACACUAAACCUUAAAGGGGUCAUGACAUGCCUUUUAUUAUUUUAAUAUGUUCCUUGAAGUUCACUUAUAAUUAGUAAAUAGUUUUCCCCCAAAAAAUAUAUUUGUAAAACAUGAUUAUUUUCCACCUUCAUUUUGAUCCUCUGUCAGAAGCGCUCUGUUUUGGUGCUGUUUCUCCAUUAAGACUUGAAAGUAAACACCCACUGUUAUGAUUGGCUCUAUUCUCUUGACUGACCUGCUCUCUCCUUGCCAUCUCAAUGCUAAACACAACUGGGCGGGGUUAUGGAAGUGAGAAGGGGUGUGUCUCAAUCAGCUACCCAGCUCAGUAGUCAGGACACUGAUCAAAAACGUUAGCUCCCUAAAAAAUCCCACAAUGCACUUUAAAAACCAGGGAGCAUUGUUGCUCACUAUGUUCACUUAUCGGAAAUGUUGUCAUGUCUUCUGAAGUCUCAAGUCUUUGGCGAUGAGCACAAGUGUAAAAUUAUGAAGUCUUGUUUUCCCUUUAGAGAUGUCUUUCAUUCAUAUUCACCAUGAAAGUGAAACAAUCUAUUAAAUAUUUGAGUUAUUAAAAGGUUUAAAAUACACUCCUAUAUAUUUGUAUUUCUUUAUACAUUUAUCUGUUAUAAUAACAUUACGUUUGAAUAUCUUCAGUGAAAACGAACAAUAGGUAAUUAAACAGUGAUGUUGUUGAUUAAUACCUUCAAUAUGUGUGUUGCUUGUGAUUGAGUCAUAAGUGUUUCAAUGUUCAGUGGAUGAAUUCCCAGUACACAAAUUCAUGUCAGGAUAUACUAAUUCAGGACAUAUGGAGCUGAUUGAGAAAAAGGGAAGGUAAUGUAGGCGUUGAUGUGUUGUUGUGGAGGCGGUCUAAUGCAAAUUACUACCACAGUGUGACAUCACAAUGUGAAUAUGAUGUUGGGAAUGAGUCGUUUUGGCAGUUUGGAUUCAACAAAUGCCGGGAGGACGUUUUUAAUUCUGAAAUUAACAGUAUAGUUUUAUAGUACAAUGACCAUUUAAAUGUCAACAGAUUAAGGGACAUUUGAUUCAUGUCAUGACCCCUUUAAUUGUUUAAAUGCACACAUUAGUAGUUUUCGUUAAUAUUGCGCUGGUUAACAUGACCAUACAUGGACUCUUGUGUCGUAUAUGUAGCAUACAUUUUUCAGUUACCAAUGCAUUUGUACAAAUGCUCUAUUUGCAAUCAGCCAUGAUUAAUGUAUUCCGUGAACUAAGGUGUUGUUGAAAAAUAAGGGUUAAUGAAAUAAAGCGAGUAAUAGCCGCCUGGUCAUUAGACAAAUCUGCACCCACGUGGCGACCCGCUCCAUGUAACUUAAAACAAACUAUAUUGGGCAACAGAUACGACUUGUCAUCUCAUGUGGGUGUACAUAAUUUUAAAGAUUUUUCAAAAGUACUUAUCUGUUUGUGUAAAAGUUUUCUAAUGCGAAAAAAUAAAUCAGACCUUUACGUCAAAUAACAAUGGAUAUCACAUUGUCAAAGCUUACAUUCCAUAUUGCUCAAUAUUAAGUAUUAUUACUCAAUUCUUCAUUUAUGUAACAAUUCUCUCUGAAUCUCUUAUCAGGAAUGUCCAUAAAGUCCAUUUAAAUAGAGCUGUUGUAAUAAUAAAAAUACAGUGUGCAAUACCUUAAUAACAACCCAGUAGUCUUUGUAUACACAUUACAAUGUACUUUAAAGCAAUAGUUUACCCCAAAAUUUAAAUUCUAUCAGUUUUUACUUUGCAUUACAAACAUGUAUUACUUACUUCUGUAGAAAUGGCUCUUACAGCCUUAGUCACCUUUGUCGCCUUCUCAUUUGAGUCUUGCAGGCCACAAUUCCCCAUAGACCAUGGCUUUAGCUUUUAUAGAAAAUUUUAUUCAACAUACAUUUUCCAGCAAAAAGGCAAUAUACAGGAAGAGUUGCUGCUACACGGAGGAAUUAGGACUGGAAAAAAAUCAAAAAGAAAGACGUGAUCUGCAGGUCAUCUGUGUACUGCACUUAAACAAGACAAACUGUUGCAAUUAGUUAAGGAAAAAGAAAAUAAAGACCAAAUGAAACUGCCAGGAUCCAAAAUAAAACUACACACAAUGAAUAUGAACAUCUGAACUGAUCUGUACCCAACAAAUCUGUGUUUUUCAUUUUACAUGUUCAUUUGUUAAAUAUACAAUUUAAAUGGUUUUUACAAAGCCAACUAUCCACUAGAGAGCAUUCCUUCUGUGCUUAAACAAAAAAAAACGUUGGUAUUGGUUCAUUAAUGCUGGUUUCUCUCUGUCCUGAACCAGUCUACUAUAUGUCUGCAGCCUCAUGCCAACAAACAGUACAAUGAAUCUGGAGCCGUCAGUACACGACCCCUCCCCUCCCUAUCAGAACAAUCCCACAGCAACUGACAGAGGAGCUGAAGGGACAAACAAUUCAUGGGGAAAAAAAGAGUGAGAAACCCAAAGGGAUAUGCAAAUCAAACUCCAACCAAAGAUUACAUUUAACAGUGCUGUGAAAUGUAAAACCUCUGAUAUUAAGUGCCAACGUGCAAGAUGAAGUACAGACAAUUUAAUUUUCAUUUAUUUUUAAAACGGAUGCUGUGGCUCUUUAUUUUAUUAUACAGGAUUUUCCAGAGAAGACAAACUGAAUUUCUCCAACCAAACUAAGUGAGAAAGAAUUGUGUAAACAUGACAAUUGACUAGUUGCACUAAGGGACCAGAAAAUGAGACAACCAUGUCAGGGCAACUAGCAAAAGCCUCAGCCAUAUGCAGCGAUUUUUGCUGAAGGAUGGAGAUAUCCUUUUCAUCUUCUGCAAAAAUUACAAAACUCCUCCAUCCCCAUCUCUUCCACCUCACAAUGCAGCAGCUAUCUUGCCGUAACAAUUCUUUUAAAACAAAAUUAAAAAGAAAAAAAAAAAAAAAAAA